AUGGAAGAGCGUGCAACGCAGCGUGCCACUAGCGCACGUAGCGAUCACUACGACGGCCUCCUCCCUUUAAAUCCUUCCCCGUCGAUUCCGUCCUUUGUGAUCACCACCUCCGCACCGACGGUCGUACUGCCCUCCUCCUCGUCCACUGUUGCCUCGGCGGUUGGCACGCCGCUUGGGGAGACGUAUCCGCAGUCGCUCGCAAGUAGCUUCACGCACGCCUUGUCCCCAGGCGAUCGUUCUCUCAUCGCCACGAGAUCGCCGUCGAUGCAGCGAUCCAGCACCGUGACGUCCUCUGCUGCGCCGUCCUUGCCCAGUAAUUGGGUGGGGCACGACCCGCCCAGUGGGGACAAGGCGCCGGUCAUCGCCUCACUGCCAGCUGCGGCCGCCACCGUGUUCGCCUCGUUCCUCCACCACUCUUCCGCCGAAACCACGCCCGAUUCCUCCCCGAUACUGCAUCCUGGCUCCGCAGCCUUGACCACGAUGAGCGCGGUGGCUCUGCAUGAUGCCGUGGAGCUGGAGAAAACGGAUGCUCAGCUUUUAGCGGACCUCUGUGACCCCAGUCGCCAGUGGACCCCACGCUAUGUAUCGACAACCUCUAUCAUCGCGCCGACACCCUCCCUAGAAGCAGGCAAUGCUGGUGCCCCUAGUUCGGACUCCGAUUCGUCGUUGCCGGCAGCUCUGCGGCGCCUCUUCCGCCGCACGAGUGCCUCGAAGAGUGUGCAGAGCAGGGAUGAUGGUGCUGAUGCCACCCUCACCGCAGGUGGCGAGCACGAUGACACCGCUCUCCUGCACGCAGAUGCUCAAAGCGAGGUGCACACCGAUUGCAGCCGCAACUCCGGCGGCGCCGGCUCCCCACGCGACCCGUCACCCGUGACAAGCAGCACCCCUGCCAUUGCCCUGGGGAUGGCACCCAUGGCGGCCGUCACGCCAUCGUUCGAGGAAGGCCUACAUCAACCUCCCGUGACGACUUGGUCCUGCGCCACUGCGGCCAAGGGAGAAAGCUCUGGCCACACGGCAACCGCAGCAAGUACUCUAGCGCCGCAGCCGCAACCGCGACAGCCACGCUGCGUGGCCACACAAGAGGACUGCGAAAGUACCAGCAGCCAGAGGCAAGGGCCCCACAUCUCACCCCGUGCGCGGUCGCAGGCGUGCCUGAGUGUCCGCUCAGGUGCAGCAACCGUGCCUGGCCAGUCAUCGUUGUGUUCGCCCGUGUCACCGACACCGAAGCGGCGCGUGCGCCUGGGUGGCGCCGGCAAUGUCUUCGCAGGCAAGCCCACGCCCUUCGUGGCCACCAACCACUUCUCCAGCGCGGUUGAGGUGCAGAGUGGCCGACACGACUCCAACGCCAGCAACUCCGUCUCCUCUGAUCUUGGCAACUGCGUGGACAACAAGGAGCUUGCAGUCGACGGCUCUGUAGGGAGCCGGCGCUCGGCGUUGAGAGCGGCGCCGCCUGAGGCCGUUACUUCCUUCAGCACAGCCUCCGAUACAGCGACGCCGCCAGCGCUUUCAGUCAGUGCAGAUGCCUCUGCUAGCUGUCCCGGUGCCCAGACCAUCGAUGUGACUGGUGCGGCAAGGCACUCACCGUCGGCCGACGUGCGGGUCAGUGGGGACGUGGGCGCAAAGACGUCGAUGACAGAAUUAACAGCGAAGGCGGAGGAGCGCUUUCCCAGAAGCAACCGAGCACCGUUUCAUAUCUUCAAUUUGGCGCCACCACACCUUGGCAAUUUCCCAAAGGCGGCGAUCACGAGCACAGCGCAACCCUUCACCUUCGCCCACACCUCGCUAGCCAAGUCAAGCGCGACGAGUAGCACCUAUAAAAGCAGAAGACAACGCGUGCGGGCGAGCAGCCAACCAGUUACAUCCUCAUGCUCGCUCUUCACCCGCAGCGGUGCUACAGGCGUCUCUACGUCAAUGGCAACGAUGCAGCGCUGCCACACGAACGAAGACGUGCAGGGUAACAGUCACGGCAGCCACGGGGGUGAUGAGCACGAAGGCUGGCACCGAAGGGCGGCACAUCUGCCUCCGCCGCCACCACCGCCGUCGCGUAUUCUGUCGCCGAUGCUGAGCCCCGCGGCACACAUGGGUGGUGGAUUCUCGACUUUUGCGCAAAGGGCUCAUGAGCAUUACCACGGACUCGGGUGUGAUGCUUCGGCACACCCCAGCGCGUCUCCCCACAGCUCUGGAUGCGCGUCCCCCGAGCAGGAAGGCGCACAAGGUCUCCGCGUACAUUACACACCGUCGUCCGUAUCGUCAUUCCUUGCCCGCACCGAGCCCGCCGUAGAUGACGACGAUCGCGGCUUCAGCGGUGGCAGGUCGGUCGCCGUCCCAAAGUUCGGUAGCUUCUCGUUUUCCACGAAUAUCACAAACACGCCUCGCCUCUCCGUCGACGACUCCGCGUCUCGAAUGUCGUCGCCGUCGACAGUCUCGAGCACAAACCGUAACUCCUUCAUCGACCUCGCCCACAAGUCACCGCAGGAGCACCCGCCUCACCAUUAUCUCCACAGCAACAGAUCCGCUUCCACGCUGGUCCACAACGUCCCGGCGUGCGCGCGCGAGUCGCCGACAUUGGAGGUGGACGUGUUGCCUAUCACGGUGGUGUCCCUCACAAGUCUGCAGCGCAGUCGCGCAAGCGAGGCGCGUCUCAGUAGCAGUGUUGUCAGCAGCGACCAGCGGUGCUCGAGCAACUCUGGUUGUGACAGCUCCUGCGGUUGCAUGCAGAUGCACAACGUCGAUGACGAGCAGGGUUUGACGGCGCCGGCCAGCGCGACUCCGCCGCGCGGCGCAGCGUCCACCUUCGUGACCUCCUCUGUCGCCUCCCUAGCAGGAACAGUGAUGAGUAUUGCGGGCCACCCGCUCACAGUGCCCUUCUCCCCCGGAAACCUUACGGCACCCAUGAGCAGAAAAGGCAGCAACUCCACGUUUCAGUUGUCGCCACCGAGUGCCUCGACGGGUCACUCGACACCAUGCUUGCAGGACGGCUUCGUGAUGCGGCCAGAUGUGGAGUCAGUGCAGAGGGUGCUGCAAGGCAAGGUGCCGCGCAUGCCGGGCUGCUCCAUACGCGACUGGGCCGCGCACCUGCGUGCCAAGGAAGAGGAAUUGCGCAGACAGGAGCAGAAGCGUCACCACGCGCCUCACCAUCGCACCAGUGGAGACGCCACUCACUUUAGGGGUGGGGCACCGCCCCCAAAGCCGGCCUCCACGGCGGCCUCACGAACUGCGCGGCUGCCGCGGAUGACGCCGCAGGCGGUCGCCAUCCACAACACACCGGAUGACUUGUGGAUCGUCAUCCGAAACGUCGUGUACGACUGCACCGCCUUUCAGCGCUAUCACCCUGGCGGAGAGAAGUUACUGCUAGCUUGUGGGGGGCGUGACGCCACGGCCGUGUAUGACCGCUUCCAUGCGUGGGUUUCGUGCGAGAGCUUUAUGGCCCCGUACGCAGUUGGUGUCAUUGCCCCCUCAGAGACCCGAUGA
Molecule: messenger RNA, 3471 nt
Organism: Leishmania mexicana MHOM/GT/2001/U1103
Lineage: Eukaryota; Euglenozoa; Kinetoplastea; Trypanosomatida; Trypanosomatidae
Exons: 1
Coding region: 1-3471 (1156 amino acids)
Source: RefSeq, a predicted model, not a curated record